CGUUUCGUUUGCAUCUAUUACUAAGAGCUAAUACUGACUUGACACUGAAACCAAGUAAAAACACGUUACUAAAACAUGAUGAAAUUACGCGUUUGUUGGUGCUUUUUCGGCUUUCUGGUAUAUUCGAAAGGAAAUCCGUUAAAUGUAAAUCUAAUACGCGAUAAUGUGGGGUGUUUUGAUAUUUUCAACGAUAAUAUGGCCAUUCUCGUUACUAUGCUUCCGCAAGUUGUUUCCGUCUGUGACUCACACAACACUAGUGCAUCACCAGUAACAUCCAUGUGUGAGGACCUUAUCAAGUGGAAGCUGUGCGCCAGCGCCAAGGAUGUUAAUGAUGGUCUGCUCCAAGCUGAUACCUUCGGUGAUGAAAUGGAAAAAUAUAUAGCUCAAUCAAAUUCAGACAAGUUGUGUCGAGAUCUGUCAUUCCUCAACAUUUCUGACUGUCAACAUGUUUGUACAGAAGAUAAAAGCCUCUGCAGUUACUAUGGUGGCAUGGUAACAGAACUUCAAGAGGCAUUUCAUGAGACUAUGGAGGAAAAAGAGGGAUACAAACUACUGUACAAGUUCAAGCACAUGAUACAAAGUUUGGUGCCGUUUCCACCACUAGGCAUCUUUAGUGUAAAUCCUGCACUUAAAAAGUGUUUAGAAGAAGAUACCACUGACAUUGAUGAUGUCUGCCGUCUUUUAGCCCAUAUCGCUGAUCUUUCAAUGCAAGCUCAUGUGUUAGAAAUAAAUCAUACAAAAUACCUAGCCAAUAAUGAAACAAAAACGGUUAAGUGCGAGCUUCUGAAGAAUAAGAAGGAUGCCUGUAUGAAGUCAUGUUUGGGGGAACAGGCAACAGACACAAAAAAGGAAAUAUGCCGAAUGAUUGCUUUUGGGGUAGAGCAAUUGUAUGGUCCUGACUCUCCAAACAAGGAGUCAACACUUAACACUCCUGAAGAGACCACAACUGAGAAGGAAUCAAAAGAGUCCGACGAAAAAGCAGAAAGCGCAAAAAAUAUUACGGCUCCAAUUACCACAAAACCUAACCAAAGUGACAUUGCUACAACACAAGAUCCCAUGUCUAGUACAUCAAACCCUGCAUCUACAACAAUUCCCACCACUUUGGCAAGAAUUGUAGAUAAACCAAUUUCUUCACAGAACGAAACACUUGUUAUCCUACCUAAAUCUUCCCAAUUACCUCCACCUGUUGAAAAUGACAAAAUUGAAAACAAGAACUCUAAAACCUCAGCAGCACCACCACCUCAAAUAGCUCCAUCAACUGCUAAAAUUACUAAUGAAACAAUCACCGUUCAGUCAACAACUUUAACUGAGACUUUGACAACAGAUAAUGAGAAAUUAAAAGACAACCAAGAUACAAAGAAUGAUGCUGAUGCCAAAGUUGAAACAAACAAAGAUACUGUUUCUCAAACUAAUCUAGAACAAGAUGAAAAAGGGUCAAACAUAUUUUCAUAUAUCCUGGUAUUGGUUGUACUUAGUAUUGCGGGCUACAUUGUUUUCCAAAACAAGCACAAGAUAAUCGCACUGGUGGUGGAGGGGAAGUCCAGUGCUGGCAGGCGGCCAUCCACAAAGAAGUACAAAAAACUGAAGACUGAAGAUGUCAUGCCAAAUUUGGAGCAUUCUGCUUCUAGUAAAACAUAUGUCUUCUAAAAGCACAUGUACCAUCUUUUAAAGGCACAUUUACCGUCUUCUAAAGGCACAUGUACUUCUUCUAAAGGCUCAUGUACAGUCUUCAAAAGGCACAUUUACUGUCUUCUAAAGGCAUACCUACUUUCUUGUAAAGGCACUUGUACUGGUACAUGUACUAAAAACUUGUAAUCAGUUGCUGAAAAACUUGUUGUCAAGUAUCUUUGUAAACAUGAUGGGUGCUUAUUGUUUUGGCAUAUACCCUGUUUUUUUCUUGGAAGCAAAGUUAACAGGGGCAUUAAAAGAAAACAUUAACCUUAACUUAACCUUAAACAAGACAGAGCAGACCAAUGUUAAUAUUGUUUGCUACUGGCUUGACUUAUUCAUUUUCUUUGAAAUAUUUUAAUAUUGAUAUUGUGUUACUUUGAAAAAUAAUUGUUUUUUAUGUAUUGCGUACAUUCCAUGUUUCCAUUGUGAGCACCGGGUAUUGGGCAAUUAAACAUUAAUUAUAAAUAAGUCACCAUUAGGAAAACAAUAUCCUUCUUAAGGAUCCAGUGCUGGUUGUUCUUUUUCAAUGUUUUCAAUCAUAGCGCAACUAGAAAACUGCAGGUUGAAUAUACAUGUAAUGUUAAAUCAAAAGUUCUAACAUGUUCAUAAAUAUAGAGACUGAUAUGUUUUUAAUAUUAUUUUGUUUGUCACAUAAUUUUACGAUGAUUAUAUUAUAUCUACAAAGCUUUUGUUAACAUGUGAUAGCAGUAUUGAGCAUUUCCUUAUAAUCAAAGUGUGAAGGUGACAAAGAUGUCAUGGAUAUGCUGUCUGUCUCGGAGAUCCCUGUUUUGAUCCCCUUUCUAUAAAUCUAACCAAACACACUGAUAACUAGUUCCUCCCUGGAAAUAAAUUCAAAGAGUGCCUGUAUGAAUUAGGCUUUAAAUGUAAUCAAGUGUUUUAAAAAGGUUUUAACAAAAGCAUUUAACAUGAUAUUUAUAUUUACUCCCUCUAGCUGUAUAAAUAGCAACACAUAUUAUGAAGCCAGCCCGGCCACUUAACUUUCCCGGAGAUAGUCAUUAAAUACUGCCAUUUUUGAGUCCAUUUCCUUGGUUGAGCCGGUAAGUUCUGUCUUAAAGAAAAGCAAAUGAGAUUCACUCCCAGAUUUCAGAUCAAGUCUAGCACCUUUUGGUCAUUAGACAGAAAUCAUGUAAGCCAUGCUAUGUGGAAAGGGGGUUUAAUGCAUAUGCCAAAGUGUCAUCCCAGAUUAGCCAUUUGCUAAGAAGAGACUUCCUUUUAACAGAAAAUACCAUGAAAGCGGAAAGUGUUGUCCAUGAUUAGUCUGUGCAGACUGCGCAGGCUAAUCUGGUACAACACUUUACACAUGCAUUAAACCCCUUUUUCACAGGACUCAUAUAUUACUUUAUACAGCAUGGUCACCAGUCAGUUUAUUUCUGCAUAUUUUAUUCCAUAACGCAUUCCAACUAAAAGUUCUGGUACUUGGCUUUGUAUUGCCUUCAUUUGACUUGUAAUCAUUAUUGCUAAUAGUGUGUAUCAUAAUUGCUUGCUUAUGUGUUACUUUCAUAUUGCAAUUGAAAUCCAAUUAAGACCUCUGGAAUAGUGGAAAAUAUUAAGUAAUUCUAAAACUCUGUGUUCUGCUCACAUGUUUUAUUAUGACUAGUGCAAGAGAUAUUGUACAGUGCCAUUAUAUCAGCAUAUUUAGGUCCUUUUUCCAAUUCAUGCAUAAAAACCUAAAUUUUAUUAGGAUAAAUUAUUUGAACAUGAAUAUAUGAAAUUGAAUUUGCUUUUUUAAUUACAUAUAAAUUAUCUUUUGAUGCUCCAAAUAUUAUCAACAGUAU
This is a messenger RNA of Dreissena polymorpha, 3467 nucleotides long. RefSeq lists its product as uncharacterized. Lineage: Eukaryota; Metazoa; Mollusca; Bivalvia; Myida; Dreissenidae. The transcript has 4 exons. The coding region runs from base 76 to 1647 and encodes 523 amino acids. The record is from RefSeq and is a predicted model, not a curated record.